AAGAAAACAAUAACAGAGACUGUUAUUGGGACUGGCACCAUUAUGCCAGUGUAGCGGCUGCCUAUACAUUUGAAUGAGAAAUGAUCUGUCCUGGUAGAUUAUUGAGCAGUAAGGACCAGGACGUGGGUUGAACGAACACCGCUUUCUUUGCAAUUUAUUGAGCUAUUGUUUUCCUUGGAAAUAUGCCUCGGAGAAAGAGGACCACAGGAAGCAGUUCAGAUGGUACCGAAGAUUCGGACUUUUCCGCUGAUCUCGAGCACGCUGACAGUUCAGAGAGCGAAACACGCAGGAACACACGACUGACCCGUUCUUCGCUGCGUCUCCGCAAAAGUUCUCAAGAUCAUCACAGCCCGACAGAGAGCACACCUGCUGCUGCUCCUGCUCCUAUCAGCCGGGUGCCAGAGGAGGUGGGGCUGGUGGCGAGCUCCAUCCCACGCAGAGUAACCCGCAGCCAGAACCUGAGCCUGGAGGUGCUUGGGGGCCCAGACGGCCAGAAGACAGCGCACCUCCUGCGGCCCAUCAGGCGGCCGUCCUGCUCCGACUGCUGUGAGCAGCCAGCAGGGGAGCUCACCCAGUGCGGGUUGAAGCAGGUGAUCGAGCAGGUUGACACUCCACCUAGGACGCCCACUGGCAACGCCCCUUCCUCAGAGUCAGACGUCGACGUCUCCAGUGCCAGCGUGUCACAUGACGAGAGCCUAGCCAAGGAGCUGGCACUGAAGGAGGCGGCCAGUGACCUGCCACACCGACCCAAACGCCGCCGCUUCCACGAGAGCUACAACUUCAACAUGAAAUGCCCCACCCCUGGAUGUAAUUCCCUAGGUCAUUUAACUGGAAGACACGAAAGACACUUUUCAAUAUCUGGAUGCCCACUUUAUCACAACUUGUCUGCAGAUGAAUGCAAGGUGAAAAGCGGCACCCGUGACAAAUCAGUGGAGGAAAGGACUCUGUCUCACCGUCAGGACGAGAACCGCCACUCUACCCGUCUGCAGACACCAACAGAGCGCCAGAUGCAGUACAAGGAGAAGGUGACAGAGAUGAGGAGGAAGAGGAACUCUGGUCUGCUAAAGGAACACAAGGACAAGCAUGUGGACCAUCGGCACACCCAUGCUGGCAGUCGUGAGCCCGUGCUGGAGAAUAUCACUAGUGAUUACGACCUGGAGCUCUUUCGAAAAGCCCAGGCACGUGCCUCGGAUGAUCUUGAGAAGCUCCGGCUGCAAGACCAGGUGUCGGAGGGCAGCAACAUGAUCAAGACCAUGGUGUUUGGCCGCUACGAGCUGGACACCUGGUACCACUCGCCGUACCCCGAGGAGUACGCACGCCUGGGACGCCUCUACAUGUGCGAGUUCUGCCUCAAGUACAUGAAGAGCCAGACCAUUCUGCGGAGGCACAUGGCCAAGUGUGUGUGGAAGCACCCUCCAGGAGACGAGAUCUACAGAAAAGGCAGCAUCUCUGUCUUUGAGGUGGAUGGCAAGAAAAACAAGAUCUAUUGUCAAAACCUGUGCCUUCUGGCAAAGCUGUUUCUGGACCAUAAGACACUUUACUAUGACGUGGAGCCUUUUCUCUUCUAUGUAAUGACUGAAGCAGACAACACAGGGUGCCACCUCGUGGGAUACUUUUCCAAGGAGAAGAACUCAUUCCUGAACUACAACGUCUCCUGUAUCCUUACAAUGCCUCAGUACAUGAGACAGGGCUUCGGGAAAAUGCUCAUCGACUUCAGCUACCUGCUGUCCAAGGUGGAGGAGAAGGUGGGCUCCCCUGAGAGGCCUCUGUCUGAUCUGGGCCUCAUCAGCUACAGGAGCUACUGGAAGGAGGUGCUGCUACGAUACCUGCACAACUUCCAGGGCAAAGAGGUCUCCAUCAAAGAAAUCAGCCAGGAGACUGCAGUGAACCCAGUGGACAUUGUCAGUACCUUGCAGUCCCUUCAGAUGCUGAAAUACUGGAAGGGGAAACACCUGGUGCUUAAGAGACAGGACCUAAUUGACGACUGGGUUGCCAAAGAGUCCAAACGAGGGAAAAGCAAGACCAUUGAUCCAGGAGCCUUAAAAUGGAGCCCACCCAAGGGCUCCUAGGGUGGCAGUGGCAAGCCGUCUCACACACACACACACACACACACACACACACACACACACACACACACACACACACACACACACACACACACACACACACACACACACACACACACACACACACACACACAGCUAGGAUUAGAUCUUGCCCUUCAUUUUCAGUUGGUGAUCCUACAGUUUUCCGUGUAUAGAAGUGAUUGCAUUGUGCAAGUGAUGCCAUUUACUUGCACAUCUAAACCCUAUCUUUCCUACUGUAUCUUUUGUUGGACCAAGCUUCCCUCACUGUUAUGCUUGAUUUAAACAGUAAUGUUGUAGGGCAGUGAUUCCCAACCUGUUCCCAACCUGUCGGCCCAAGGUGGAAAAGGUUGGGCACCCUUGUGGUAGGGAAUCUUUUUUUUUUUUUUCGUGGUAGGGAAUCUUGUGGCACAUAUGGCAUUAAUAGCUCUCACUGUUCACUGGAGAGAGAUGCAAUUGGACCCAAUCAAGCUAGUAGGUCCUUUCCAUGUUUUCUUUCAGCCUAAAUUGGAUGGCCCUGACAGGGUGGAUGCUGAAGUCUUUGGAAGGCCUUUCAUAAGCUGGUCUGUCACAUGUUUCAUUCCUCUAUUAUAUCUAAGAACGUGCACUUUUUGUCAUUAUCAAUUGGUGAUGGCAUCCAGGCCCCAAAGAAAGGUAUUUCCACUACAAUUUAGAUAUCAGCUGACUUAUUUUGCACUUUAUGUGACUUACGUGGCUACUUUGUGUAAAGAUAGAGUAUGUAAGAUUGUGGCCAGAGUAGGCAUUGCAUAUGUCCAUUGCAAUUGCAACCAAGGUUCCUAUUCCGAAAUUGGAUAUUUUCAUGAAUAUAAUAUGCUAAUAAUAUUUACUGGUCUGGCCAAAGUUUUGCAGCUUAAGUUGUCUAUUACUGGAAUUUCAAAAUCAAAAUUCCAAAGAAGAUCCACAAAGAAUGGUGGUGGAAAAUAGUCAUGAAACAAGAUAACAUUUUUGAAUGGGCAGCAUAAAUUCUGGAAGUAAACUACAAAGUACAAUCUCUACCUUUAAUAAAGCCCCGUAUGCCUAUUUGAAGACAUAGCUGGACAUGGUCUGUGUGCACUGAAGGACCACUGUUAUCAGCCUUUUGACUUAUUUAGCACUUUAUGCGACCAAUUGACUCACACUUUAUGCUGUCAAUCCCUAUUAUACCCACUGUAAAACAGUGUUUGAGGACUGUAAUCCCAAGAUAUAUGCCUCUUUAAAGAGAUACUGUAGUUGGACAUUGGUGUGCACUAAAUGACCACUGAUGACUUUUUAAAUUAAUAUUUUUACAUGAAAAUUGACAUUUUGACAUUUGACUUGCAUACAAUAUGUAGUUUUCUUUGUUUAUGUGUACUCCCAGGAAUUUAAUUUUUAAUCCACUGUGUGUUUUAUUCGUUCUUUGUCAAUAUUCCAUCAAAUUUAUGUUUUAUUUAUUUUAUCAAGCACUCUAUGGAGAAUAUACUGUCGCAAAGGGAGUUUGUAUUAUGCGGUUUUGAUUGUCUAGUCUUAGCUCACUCUUUAGGGCAAUAGUAAUAGACAGUGUAUCUGUAUACUGUAUUGUAUACAGUAUAAGCUACUGUAGGUCUAUUGCUGUUACAAGUUGUCCUGAUAUAAUGAUUGAUGCAUUUUAGAGUGAUAUAGAUUAUAAUUUAAACUUUAUUUAAAGUAAAGCCUAUCAUAGUCAUAGACUGUUAUCUAAGAAGUUUGACGUUUUUUUCCCACUUUGCUGCACAACGAUUAGCAAACUUGGCAACCCAUAUGAUUCAGUUGUUAUAGAAAGGUGUUGUCUGUGUCACUGUACCAGCAGCUGAAUAUAUCAGUUCUAAUCGUUGGCAAUUACAGUAUAUGCAUUCCACUUUGUAACUGUUGAGCCAUGCAGAAAUAUAUUUUUGAUCAGACUCCAAAAGUUACAUACAUCACAGGGGGUGCAGAUUGAAAAUGUAGGUCAGCUGAAAUGCCCUACAUUGAUUCAUAUGUGCUAAAGUAACAACUUCACAGCAUGUGUUUUGACUGGUCUUUUGGUCUUUUCCAUCUGAACAGAUAGGACUGAAAGGUCCGGUGUGUAAAAUGUUUUAGUAGUUUGUUUCUGGUACCACCCAUCCUACCUGUGAUGGCUAAUGAGUAAUGACAAUCUGGUCAGUCUUAAUGAGAGUUCAAAAGGUCGCGACAGACAGGCUAGCAUAUUUCCAUAAUUUAUGGGGCCGGUUCACAAAUGUCAUCUUUUACAUGACUAUUUGCCACCACCAUCAGUUCCAAAGUCAUUCAUUGUGGUUUUUGUGUGACAUUUUUGACAUCAUAGACAUCUUUGGCUGCAAAACCUCAUCAGACCAUCAGACCUCACCAGACCAAUAAAAUAUUAAUUUAUUUAAUUUGUAGCCUUGAUAUUCAUGAAAAAGACCAAAUUUGUGAAUGAUCACUCAUUGUAUUUUUUGGAAAUUAAAAUGUUAAAAUCCCACACUGGAUGUUCAAGGCUUUCAUGUCAUGUCUGUGGCAGCGGUACAAAGCAAAGGACCUGUUAUGUCGUUCACACUUAUGUUUCACUACAGAACUCAAGCUGUUGUCCCUAGUCAUGAGAAAUUGGAGACAGAGUGCAUUUGCCCCCUAUGUGGUGGUUGUGUUAGUGAUCAGUUUUCUUGCCUACUCAGAAACUAUAUCUGAUUUAUAUUUGUGCUCCGCACACACCUGCUUUUGCCUCUUACCCCAAUAAAACAUUUCAGCUCAAACAAU
This is a messenger RNA of Engraulis encrasicolus (European anchovy), 4808 nucleotides long. RefSeq names its product histone acetyltransferase KAT7-like. Gene Ontology annotation, biological process: positive regulation of transcription by RNA polymerase II; negative regulation of DNA-templated transcription. The transcript has 15 exons. The record is from RefSeq and is a predicted model, not a curated record. Gene Ontology annotation, molecular function: transcription coregulator activity; histone acetyltransferase activity; zinc ion binding. Gene Ontology annotation, cellular component: chromatin; nucleus. Bases 183 to 2069 code for a protein of 628 amino acids. NCBI's taxonomy places the organism in Eukaryota, Metazoa, Chordata, Actinopteri, Clupeiformes, Engraulidae.